Molecule: messenger RNA, 2939 nt
Organism: Parasteatoda tepidariorum (common house spider)
Lineage: Eukaryota; Metazoa; Arthropoda; Arachnida; Araneae; Theridiidae
Gene: Vps35
Product: Vacuolar protein sorting 35
Biological process (GO): retrograde transport, endosome to Golgi; intracellular protein transport
Cellular component (GO): late endosome; retromer complex; retromer, cargo-selective complex
Source: RefSeq, a predicted model, not a curated record
UUAGUAAAUGUAUUAAUAAUAUUCAAAGAUAAUUGUACUAUAAUUAUUUAUUUAACCUGUCACUUUGUUACAUGCUAUGUUUAAUUAUUUAUUACAUUAGCGUAUCGCUCUGCAAGUUUUUCUAAUUAAUAAAGGUUUUAGUGAGCACUGUUAAAGAUUACAAAUAUUUGGAGCAUAAAUAAUAAUGAACUGAUACCUUUUGGCUUGUUAUUUCAACAUUGUAUUCAACUGUGCUGUGUUACUGAAAUAUUUUGACUAGGUUUUGAAAUUUUAGAAUCCAUGAUGAUGCCUCAAACUCCUCAGCUGUCACCCCAGGAAGAGCAAGAAAAGCUUCUCGAUGAAGCCGUUGGUGUUGUUAAAAUGCAAGCAUUUCAAAUGAAAAGAUGCCUUGACAAGACUAAAUUGAUGGAGGCUCUUAAACAUGCCUCCAAUAUGCUGGGAGAGUUGAGAACUUCAUUACUGAGUCCUAAAAGCUACUAUGAAUUAUAUAUGGCUGUGUCAGACGAAUUACGUCAUUUAGAGAGUUAUUUAUUGGAUGAAUUUCAAAAAGGACGAAAAGUAGCAGAUCUUUAUGAGCUUGUACAAUAUGCUGGAAAUAUUAUACCAAGAUUAUAUCUGCUUAUUACCGUUGGUCUUAUUUACAUGAAAACCAAUGAACACUCCAAAAGAGAUAUUUUAAAAGAUGUUGUAGAAAUGUGUAGAGGAGUUCAGCAUCCAUUAAGGGGGCUAUUUUUGAGAAAUUAUUUGUUGCAGUGCACUAGAAAUAUUCUUCCAGACGUAGAUGAAAAUGACCCAAAUGCUGAGACCAUUGGAACUGUAAAGGAUUCAGUUGAUUUUAUUCUUCUAAAUUUUGCUGAAAUGAAUAAACUUUGGGUCAGAAUGCAGCAUCAGGGUCAUUCCCGUGACAAAGAUAAAAGGGAGAGAGAACGACAAGAACUGCGGUUGUUAGUCGGCACAAAUUUAGUUAGACUUUCACAGUUGGACACUGUAGAUAUUGAAAAAUAUAAAAAGAUGGUUUUGCCUGGAAUACUGGAACAAGUGGUUAGCUGUCGGGAUGCUAUUGCCCAAGAAUAUCUGAUGGAGUGUAUAAUUCAAGUAUUUCCUGAUGAGUUCCACCUGAGGACAUUAAAUAAUUUUCUCAAAGCCUGUGCAGAACUUCAUCAAAAUGUUAACGUCAAGAAUAUAAUUAUUUCUCUUAUUGAUAGAUUAGCUGUUUUUGCAACUAGAGAUGAUGCCACUGGUAUUCCUCAAGAAAUAAAGCUAUUUGAUAUUUUUUCAGACCAAAUUGCCCAAAUUAUUCAGUCUAGACAAGGAAUGCCUUCCGAAGAUACUGUUGCCCUGCAAGUAUCUCUUAUCAACCUAGCCUUGAAAUGCUACCCUGAUAGAGUGGACUAUGUUGAUAAAGUCUUGGAGACUACUGUCAGCAUAUUUGAAAAGUGUGAAAUGAAGAGAGUGGAAUAUAACACGCCUGUUUCCAAAGAACUUGUGAAAUUAUUGAAGAUACCUGUUCAGCACUAUAACAAUAUACUCACUGUCCUAGAGCUUAAACAUUUUGGAAAUUUGAUGAAUUUCUGUGACUAUAAUAGCAGGAAAUCAAUGUCUUGCUUCCUCAUUAAUAAUGCCUUAGAAAACGAAACUUACAUACCUACCCAAGAACAGGUUGAACAGAUUUUGCAGUUAGUUUCACCCUUGAUUCAAGACCAAUCUGAUCAGCCGUCUGAGGAAGAUGAUCCAGAAGAUUUUGCUGAAGAGCAAGGUCUGAUGGGCAGGUUCAUCAAUCUUCUGCAAGCAGAGUCUCCUGAUCAGCAAUUUUUAAUGCUCAAUACAACUCGGAAACAUUUUGGAAAUGGUGGUAACAGGCGUAUUAGAUUUACUCUUGCACCAAUUGUAUUUCAAGCAUACAAGCUUGCUUUUAGGUACAAGAAUUGCAGUGAAGAGGAUGAUAACUGGGAGAAAAAAUGCCAGAAAAUAUUUAGAUUUUGUCUUCAAACUGUAAAUGUAUUAAUUAAAGCUGAAAUGGCUGAGCUUCCUCUAAGACUGUUUCUCCAGGGAGCUUUAGCUUCAGGACAAAUAGGUUAUGAAGGUCAUGAAGCAGUAGCAUAUGAAUUUGUUUCACAGGCUUUUUCCCUGUAUGAGGAAGAAAUAUCAGAGAGCAAAGCUCAACUAUCAGCCAUAACACUAAUAAUCGCAACAGUAGAACAGAUGUCCUGCUUCUCUGCAGAAAACCACGAACCACUUCGAACACAGUGUGCUCUUGCAACCUCUAAGCUCCUUAAGAAACCUGAUCAGUGUCGGGGUGUAUCCGUCUGUUCACACUUGUUUUGGUCUGGGAAAAACUUAGCUACAAAAGGCGAAGAAAUGCAUGAUGGUAAAAGAGUAUUAGAAUGUUUAAAGAAAGGUACAAAUACGGCUAAGCAAUGUAUGGAUUCUAGUGUACAAGCACAACUUCUCGUUGAAAUUCUUAAUCAUUGCAUUUAUUUCCAUGAAAAAGGCAAUGAACAAAUUCAGAACCUUAAAAACCAUUUAUUGAGUGAGAUAAAAGAGCUCCUCCCUAACCUCGAAGUAAAUGAAGAAACUGAACAAAUUAAUAAACAUUUCCAGAAUACCAUAGAACAUUUACAAGAAGGUAAAGCAACUACUGAGAAAGAACAUAGCAUAGAACAUUUAAAAGAUGGUAAAGCAGCUACUCAGAAAGAGGCGGCUAUUGAGGAACCUGCUCUAUAAUUUAUUACUAAAGUGGUUCAGAUCUUGUAUGAAUGCAGUGCAACCAAAACAUGUGAAUUAAAAUUGGACUCAAUAUCACCAUUCCACAUUAUAUUUGUAAAUAGAAAGUGCCAUUUAAAGUGUCUGAUAUGCUUUUUUGUUAGAAUUUAGUUGUUGUUGUAUAUUUGAUGAAAUAAUUUAAAUCUUUUGAAUAUUAAAGUAUAAUUUAAAAUUUG